Phytophthora nicotianae INRA-310 is the source of this 1413-nucleotide messenger RNA. RefSeq lists its product as hypothetical. Gene Ontology annotation, molecular function: nucleotide binding. The transcript has a single exon. The record is from RefSeq and is a predicted model, not a curated record. Bases 127 to 1248 code for a protein of 373 amino acids. Lineage: Eukaryota; Oomycota; Peronosporomycetes; Peronosporales; Peronosporaceae.
GGCGUGUUUAGCUUCAACCACGCACAAUUCGUUCGCUUUCACCACUUCAACAUCUUUCACGCUCUUGCUCUCCUCCCAUUUUCAGUUUUGCCAUUUAGGACGAACAACCUCAAGCCCACUCCAAUCAUGUCAUCCAUCGCUGGAACUCGUGUAGCCCUCAUCGGCGCUGGAGCCGUUAACUUCGGUGGCGCCGAAGGCCCCUGGGAUCACGCCUCGCGUCUUGAGAAGCUUGGGGCCGUGAUUGUUGCUGUAGUCGACCCCCUCGUCGCCAAGGCCAAAGAAAAAAUUGCCGAACGUCGAGCCAACAAGGAGUUCACCCACUUGUGGGCCAACACGGAGGUGUACGCCGACAUCCAAGACAUGUUGGACACUGUCAAGCCUACGGCUGUUUUCAUCGGUGUGCCGCCCUCGUUCCACGGCUGCUAUAAGCACCCGCUGGAGCUGCAGGUCCUACGUGCCGGUGCGCACCUGUUCCUGGAAAAGCCGCUAUCGAAUGCACCAGUGGACGAGGUGACAAAGUACGCGGCUGAAGUAGAGGCGCUGCGCAAAGAGAAGAAGCUGGUGGUGUCCGUGGGUUACAUGUUCCGCUACUCGCUGUUCGGCGAGAAGAUCAAGGAGCUACUCAAGGGCAAGAAACCAGUGUGCCUCAUGGCUCGCUACAACUGCACGUACGCGAACAUCCCGAGCCCGUUCUGGUGGAACUCGGAGCACUGUGGUGGCCCCAUCGUCGAGCAGGCUACGCACUUUGCCGAUAUCUCGCGAUACCUCGUGGGUGAGGUGGACAUGGACACAGUCUACAGUCGCAGCGUGAAGGCCAGCCUCACUCCGGGUGAUAUCGGCUACUUGGAGAAGGUGCCUGUGGAUGAGACCGUCGUGCCGCCGCAGAACCGUGUGCCUCGUGCUCAUGUGGCCAACUGGUACUUCAAGAGCGGUGCGCUCGGCAACCUGGUGCACGGUGCUCUGCUGCAGGGCGAGGCGUACGAUGCGUCGGUUGAGAUCAUGGCGGAUGGGUUGCGCAUCGGUGUGGUGAAGCCAUACUCGGAGACGCCGACGCUCAAGGUGCUGCAGGGUGACAGCGACGAGGAAGUGACGUACGAGUUUUCCGGCGACGACAUGUACCUGACGGAAGAUCGCGAGUUCCUCAAGGCGGUUCACGGCGAGGGUGACGAUAUCCGCUGCCAGUACCAGGACGCUGUGAACACGUACGCGUUGACGUGCAAGAUCCGUGACGUGGCGCUGGCCAACUAAACUACGACUGGGUAGAUAGAUGCUAGAGCUUUAAAUGUGCUUGCUGUGACGAGUGUAUUGCUCAAUGAAUGUGUCAACUCCAGUUCUGUUAAAUAGUAGGCGCCGUUCGUUGAAACGCUCUUUGUCAAUCAUUGGCACGCAUUAACCUCUUUGCUAAUCCCUCGA